This is a messenger RNA of Cuscuta campestris, 1693 nucleotides long. NCBI's taxonomy places the organism in Eukaryota, Viridiplantae, Streptophyta, Magnoliopsida, Solanales, Convolvulaceae. The record is from the annotation of a GenBank genome assembly.
CACUAUAUGUGCUUCAGACACCUUAAGAUCAAUAGAAUUGGACAAUAGUUCAAAAAAAAUAUGCCGCCUAAACCUCCUAAAAAUGGAGACUUGUUCGUCGCCCGCAACUUUGGAGGCUGUUCUUCCAACACUAGCAUCCAGAGGCUGGUGUUUCAACGAUAUCGAUCAAGUCAAGUCACUGAUUUCAGCCGAAUCUUGCUCUGUCACCAUUGAUUCAGUCGAAUCAGAGCUUAUCAAAUUGGACUUUCGAUCUAUAGGCGGCAAAACGUUACCUGACCCUUCUUCUAUUCGAAGAGUUUCUCAUCUUCAGGGUCCUAAAGUCCUUCAAAUCUCUUCUGUCCGAGAUAUAUCUUGCAGCAAAAUGACCGAGAGUUCAGGAAUUUCAAAAAGUCGACGUCUUUUACGGUUGAAGCUCACUGAUGGGCACCAUGAAGUAACAGCAAUAGAAUACUCUUACAUAUCUUCAAUUCCUGAAGAUGUUAUACCCGGCACCAAGGUCCGUUUGGAAAACAAAAUUGCAGUGCGUGGCGGUAUUCUGUGUUUAAAUGCAAAAACAGUUACCGUUUUAGGUGGGUUCGUUGAGUCACUUUAUGAUGAGUGGCAAAUGAACAAAAAAUAUUCAGGUCUCCCACGUUCAUCAUUGAGAAAGUUGCAGGAAGAUGCCUCUUGUGGUCCUCCGCCUUUUGAAAAGCUGCAAGUGGGAGCGUAUCGCAAGAGCAAACACCAUGCUCAGCUAAAGACUGGUUCUGAGUCCUCCAUGUCAUCAACUAAAAGCCCAGUAUUAAUGCCUGCUGUAAAAGAUGGUAGCUCUACAAUGCAUAAUGAUUCAAGGCAUGACACUUUGGGUGAUGAUAAGAAGCAAUCUAAUUCGGAAAUAGAUGAAGCGACUACCAGUUCCGAAGCGAGACCAAAAGAAGUGGCCGAGUCUUUCCCUGUUAACAAUCAAGCUGCUUCUCAAAAACUCCUCCAGAAAAUGAGCCAGCCUUUCGGGGAUAAUCGUCGUACAAGGGGUCAAAGACAUAGGGGGAAAGAUAAACAUGAAGAAUCACAUCUCCUUACUCUUGAUGAAUGGGAAAGGAGUAAAAUGGGCAACUUUUCAGGAUCUCAAAAGCUUUCUAGUUUUAGCCAGGAUGAGGAUCUUGCAAGGCAGCUUCAAGAGCAGUUUGAUUUGGAAGAUGUCCAUGCACAGAAAGAUUCUGGCAUCUCUGAGGCAGAAACUAUAAGAUUGAGCAUGUUCAGAUUUGACAGAGAGGAUUCCAGACCUCAUGGCACAAUGGGGUUUAGAGGAAGAGGAAGGGCAAGGGGACGUGGAAGGAGGGGAGGAGGAAGGAGAACUUGAUUAGUAGAGAGUGUUUUGUAUUGCAUUUCCUUGCAGUUUUAUUUUCCUUUUUCCUGUGUGAAGCAUAUUACCCUUCACUUGGCUAAUAGCAGGUUAGAUUAGUGUGCGAGCAAUUUGGCCGAAACGCUAAAAAACGAGUAGGGUCUUUAUGCCAAAAAAUGGAGGAUGUUCUGCAUUUCUCAACUUUCAUUUAUCAAAACGGCAUUGGACUGUUUUUUACUCCGUAUCAAUUACAUAGGAAAUGGUGUUUUCACCCUAAGGUCGACUCCGAAGUUGCCCAAUCCCAUUUUCCCUCUCAUUGAUAUGUACAAACACACGAAGCAGAACCUCUAAAAAUAAAGGUAAUCUAUUGUC